AAUAACUUUCAGCUGCGCUCCACUCGUGUUCGUGUUAAUUUUUUAUACUUAAUUCAAGCAAAUAUGCCAGAAUCUCAUGUUAACGAGGGUGCUUCCGGCUCCGGAGCCUCCAAGGAUGUCGCCGCUAGCAAAAAGAAGGCCAAUUUGCCAUGGAUCGAAAAGUACCGACCACAGAAGUUCGAGGAAAUCGUCGGCAACGAGGACACCGUCAGCCGUCUGGGCGUGUUUGCGACCCAGGGAAAUGCCCCCAACAUCAUUAUUGCGGGUCCUCCCGGAGUCGGUAAAACCACGACCAUCCUCUGCCUGGCUCGAAUCCUGCUGGGGGAAAACUUCCGCGAGGCCGUGCUCGAGCUGAACGCCUCGAACGAGCGAGGAAUCGACGUGGUGCGCAACAAGAUCAAGAUGUUCGCCCAGCAGAAGGUCACGCUGCCCCGGGGACGUCACAAGAUUGUGAUUCUGGACGAGGCGGACAGCAUGACCGAGGGCGCCCAGCAGGCCCUCCGGCGGACGAUGGAGAUCUACAGCAACACGACGCGAUUCGCGUUGGCGUGCAACACCAGCGAAAAGAUCAUCGAACCGAUUCAGAGUCGUUGCGCGAUGUUGCGAUAUUCGAAGCUGUCGGACUCGCAGGUGCUGGCCAAAUUGAUUGAGAUUUGCCAGAAGGAAGCGCUGAGUUACGACGAGGAUGGGCUCGAGGCGAUUGUUUUUACGGCCCAGGGCGACAUGCGACAGGCGCUGAACAAUCUGCAGUCAACGGCGAAUGGAUUUGGCCACAUCAGCGGGGCGAACGUGUUCAAGGUGUGCGACGAGCCGCACCCGAUGCUGGUGCAGGACAUGCUCGAGCACUGCGUCAAGGGGGACGUCCACAAGGCGUACAAAAUCAUGGCGAAGCUGUGGCGCUUGGGCUACGCCGCCGAGGACAUCAUCGGGAACAUCUUCCGCGUGUGCAAGCGCAUGAACAUGAACGAGAAGCUGAAGCUGUGCUUUAUCCGCGAGAUUGGCGAAACGCACAUGAAGAUCGUGGACGGGCUCAACUCGCUGCUGCAAAUGUCCGGCCUGUUGGCCAAGCUGUGCGAGGUGUCGUAAAGGUAGGAAAUAAAAUUUCUGU
Molecule: messenger RNA, 1108 nt
Organism: Culex pipiens pallens (northern house mosquito)
Lineage: Eukaryota; Metazoa; Arthropoda; Insecta; Diptera; Culicidae
Gene: RfC4
Product: replication factor C subunit 2
Exons: 3
Coding region: 64-1086 (340 amino acids)
Biological process (GO): DNA repair; DNA-templated DNA replication
Cellular component (GO): DNA replication factor C complex; nucleus
Molecular function (GO): DNA binding; ATP hydrolysis activity; ATP binding
Source: RefSeq, a predicted model, not a curated record